CGCCUCCUGUGCCCUAACAAAUGGCUCUUCGUACCACCUGUGCCAUGCGUGCCAUAGGUUUGACCUCACAGAUCUAUACAGAUGUUUUGAGGCAGUCAAACUGGGAUGAUAUUGUAGUUCACAGAAAGACAUGGUGAAAGAGCAGGCACAAAGUCCUUAUUUGCCCUUUUUUUUUUUACUAAUAUGUGGUUACCCAGUUCUUCCACUUCUGGUUUGGAAGCUGGAUCUCUAUGCACUGGUCAUAGCUGUCCUCCGCUUCAUUCAGUUAAAGCCAAAGGUUUUGACACCAUGGCUCAAUAUCAGUGGCUUGGUGGCCUUUUGCUUGGCUUCUUUUGGAAUGACUCUUCUGGGCAACUUCCAGCUUUCCAAUGAUGAAGAAAUACACAACGUUGGCACCUUUUUGGCCUUUGGUUUCGGCACUAUGGCCUGCUGGAUUCAGUCCGCCCUAACCCUCAAAAUAAACUUGAAGAAUGAAGGUAGAAAAGCUGGAAUCCCACGCGUGGUUUUGUCAGCGGCAAUAACUCUGUGCCUAGUCCUUUAUUUCAUUUUGAUGAAUCAGUUUAAGUUGCACAUGCAGGCGUCACGGAUCCAGUGGGGAAUGGUGAUGUGCUUCCUGUGUUUCUUCGGCUCCUUCGCGGUGGAAUUCAGACACUACCGGUUCGAGAUCAUUUGCUCCGAGUACCAAGAGAAUUUCCUCAGCUUCUCCGAAACCCUCUCUGAAGCCUCCGAGUAUCAGACGGAUCAGGUGUAACCCAACUCCCAAACUGACCAGGCGGAUGAUGUUUGAUGUCAAAGGAUUGAACUCAACGGCCCCUUUCAUUUACCGUGAUUUAGUCUUUUUGUUUUUGCUAAUUUCUCUCUGCGAUCGCCCAAACUUUCUUCCGAAGAAUGAACCAGAUGCUUCUUUGCAUGGAUUCCAAAAUAUAUAUAUAUCUAUAUCUAAAUGUUUCCAACUGAAUCGCUUUCGGUUUGAGCACAAACACCCUGCGUCAAAAUUCUGUGGAGAUUCUCAGUCACCUGGAUCGUGGUUGUCCCAACUGGACUUUUGUUUUUCCUUGAAGACGCUUCGCUACUCAUCCAAGAAGCUUCUUCCGUUCUGACUUCAGUUCCUUUCAGUUCUUCACUCAGAACGGAAGAAGCUUCUUGGAUGAGUAGCGAAACGUCUUCAAAGUCUGGUUGCUUUUUGGAGGGGGGAAAAAAAACCCUCCACCUCUUUCAGGACAUUCUUGCCUGAAAUACAAGUGCAAAGCAUUUAAUUUCCUCCACGUUUUCCGGGCUCAAAGCAGAGCAUUGCUGGCGCAUUUCGCCCAAUGUUCAAAACAUUCCGAGUCUUGCUUAGGAUAAGUGGUUGCGCUUUUAGGACAGGGUGCUUAGCCUACCAAAUGGCUCAGUUUGAAACAUUUUGUUCACACUACCUCUUCGCCUUUUUUUUUUUUUUUUGCUUAAGGCAUUUUAUAACACGGUAUGAGAUGCUGGGUUUACGUUUUUCCCCCCAUAGUUCCUUUGUGACUGACUGAAAGAACUUACUAAUUUCGCAUUAUGUUAUGUUAUGCAAGAGGCAGCAGAGAACUAUGAACAAUUGCUAUCUGCAUACUGUACAGUAUAUGCGGUUGCACCUUGACUGUGAAAAAUGGAAAGGGAGGGUCAUGUUACCUGCAAGAAGACCAGGGUUACGCAGCAACCAUGGUCUGUGGACAUAUCACAGGGCAUCGACCGGGUGGUGGAGGUGUAUCCAGAUUUGCAAAACCCAAGUGUCAAGUUGCAAUGCAAGCUGCAUCUGAUUUUAUUAUGCACACACCAUACAGAAGACAGGCUAUGCGUGUGACAGGGUUAGGAGUGUGAUACCACAGUUAGUAUCUUGCAGAUCAUUGUGCGUGUAAGCUUUACUAAAACCUGUACAUUUGGCCAUGGAAUCUACAGUUCCCACGUCGAUUAUUGUGGAGGUUUGCAAACUGGUUUCCUGUCUUACUGACUUUAUGGCUUCAGUCGUUUGCUGAGGUGCAAUCUUAUUUUUCCCUCCCAUUUUUUUUUUUGCAUUUUAGACUGUCCAAUUUUACUGCAGCUUGGUCCAUUCGAGUGAGCAGAUGGUGCUUGACCUCACAAAAACCAGGCCUUUGAUUGACUUCCCAUAUUCUGGUGCUUUUGCCCCCCCUUUAUACUGAAAAAAAGGUUCACUUCUCACUGACUCGGGGAACAAGAAGACAAAGAAACAGGGACAUUUUUAUGCGGCUUCCCUCUGGGGCCCGGUGAAUGGAUGAUGGUCUUGUUAGGAUUGGGAUAGGAUAGGAUUGUUUCUGAGCCUUUAAUAUUGGCAUAGAGGCAGGAAUCUCAAGGGCCUCUUCCUGCAAAAUCCUCUUUCCUAGGCGAUUUUUCCAAGUUGCAUAUGACUUUUCUUUUUCCCAUAUAAGGCCUGUACAUUUAACACAUCUUUUUUUUCCCAGAUAUUGGAAGAUGUUUCUAUGCUGGAAUUUUAAGACUAGAUACGCCAGUGUGAAGCUGUGGGGUAGAACUGUUACUUAAGGAGAAAAGUGUUAACGUGGCUUGAAGUGGCAACAAAAAAUAAAAUCAGCAGAGGUUGGAACGUUCAAGUAGAACAUUCAAUUGCCCUUUGUAAAGGGGCAAUUGAAAAGUUGCUAAUUUGCCAUAUGGAAUAAUCAAAUCACUACAGUUGAAGGUCUAGACUUUUGGGAUGAAAUUAUUUGCCACACAAUCCUUUCUACCUUUACAUCAGAGGAAGUCUCACAAAACAUAAAUGGGGGAGAGGGGGGGGGGGGCUUGAAACAUAAAUUGGAUUAAGUCCAAAACAUUAAAUUUCAAGAAUUGGGCCACAAUCUCGAUUGAGAUAGUGAAUGCUUGAAUUAGGAGUCAGAAAAUAUUUAACGGGGAGAGCAGUGAAUUGGGUGAAAAGCUUAAGUUUAAUAAUUAGAAAUAGGAGACCUGUCAAAGUGGUAAUGGUUUUCUACAGUAGGACAUAAAACGCACACAGAAUUGUAAAAUACACAAGUGUUUCUAUAGUAGACGGGUUUACAAGAGUGGCUGUAAGGAAGGUGUAGAUAGCUAAAUGCUGUUCAGAUGUUUUGGAAUUCGUUUUCCCAUCAGCUCUGGACAGGAUGGCCAAGGGCAAGAGAUUAUAUUACAAACAUCUGGUGGGUUAACAGGUUGCUUACCCCAGCUGUAGAGGAAUCCAAACCAGCUGUGCGUCUGCAGUUACGAAAAGGUUGAAAAUAUAAGAAAUCCACCAACAAGCAGCUAAAUGGGUUUCUGUUAGAAUGUGUUUUACUGUAAAUAGUUCAUUGUGAAUUUUUAAAAAAAUGUUUUAUGUUGUAUCAUUUAUAUUUUGCAUUUUUUUUCCUGAAAGGGAGGAAAAAAAUUGUUUUGUGAACAUUUCCUCUCUCUCCAUUGAAUAUGCAACCGAACUCUUUUUCACGAUAAGAGUGUAAAUACCUUUUAAGUAUUUCUUACGGCACAUUUUUCAAUAUGGUUGAGCAAAGACUUCAUAACUGCAUACUGACACGUGACCACUCAAUAAAUUUCUUUUAUGGAAA
Messenger RNA from Thamnophis elegans (Western terrestrial garter snake), 3545 nucleotides. Its product is annotated as transmembrane protein 150C-like. Bases 131 to 751 code for a protein of 206 amino acids. The record is from RefSeq and is a predicted model, not a curated record. The transcript has 4 exons. Lineage: Eukaryota; Metazoa; Chordata; Lepidosauria; Squamata; Natricidae.